CCUCUCUCACACACUACGCCCAGACUCACACACUCUGCGACUGCGAGACUGCAACUCUUCUUCUCCGCUCUCUUCACUGCGCCACACACAUACUCGCUUCUCCUCCACCCACGUCGCCGCUGGCCACCACGUCUCCGCUGGCCAUACCCGCUUCUCCUCCACCGUGACAUCCACCACGUCGCUGGCAGCAGCGAGAAAUCAGCGCAGUGCACGGAGAACGCAGAGCCACCAUCGGACUGCGAUUGGCGAACGAUUCCGACCGCCACGACCACCGCAAAGACAGGUUUGUUCGUAAUUUGCGUUCUAGUUCCCUUUUUCCCGAUUUGUAACCUAAAUUCCUGAUUUUCGUAACCCUAAAUUUCUGAUUUUGUGAUUUCCGACCACCACGACCCAUUCUGUGAAUCGUAAUUGCUGUAGCUGCUGCCGUUAAUCGCUGUUCAUCCUUAAAUUUUUUCCCAAUUUCAAUUUCGUAGCUUUGGAGGAUAUGCUAUCCUCGGCCAUUGCACUUUUUUCUCUCCCUCUUAUCCAAGAAUAUUUUUUCUAUUUCUAUUGUAUUAAUACCGAGUAAUGUAAAUGAAAUUUUUGGUUGUUCCAUUGCUAGACAUUCAGGGGUUUAAAGCAACAAUCAUAUUGAUGAUGUCCGUUGAACUUGGAAGGAGGGCAUUUAGAAAGAUAGGGAACCUAAUCUGAUAGAAGGGAAAGCUUUUAUUCUUGUAGAAUGUAAUGUAUAGAUCUUGCAUAUAGUCCAUGUACAUAGCUUUUUAUGACCCAUUAUAUGUGCUCUUCGUAUAAAAUAAAACUCUGCUGCUAGUCUUCUGAACCUGCUUGAACUGAAUCAGUUAUGUUAUUAUAUAUUGCAGGGUUAUUUGUGUUGCGAUAAUUUUCUUGUUUAAUAGAUAAUUGUUGUUGUAUUCUUCAUUGAAGGAGAAUUUCUUUUGGUAAUAUAACAUUGGGACAACUAAAUUUGAAAUGAAAAAAAUUAAAAUCUGAUUUUGGGCCAUAAAUUAAACAUUUGAGAAAAAGCUGGCGGGCCAGCCUAAAUAGUCAUUGGCCACUAAUGCCGACUAGGUUCAGCUCCAAUUCUCCCCUCUUUCUCUGUUUUGCUUAAAAUCUGUGUUUAAUUUUGAUUGACAUUUAGUUUUGGUUGGAAGUGAUUAGUUGUAUACUGUUGAAUUUGAUGUUUCCGGAUUAUGAAUCUGUGUGUAUUUUUUUUGUGGAGUGUUGGGUCAUCUGAUGAUGCGAUUCAGUCUUUGAAUUCAUUCGUAAGUUGGUGAUUUAGGUUGCUGGUUCAUGAUGACGGAAAAAUGUGUUUAAAUGGAGUGAUGUGGCUUAAUUUGGAUAGGCUAUGAGGGUUUUUUCUGUUGGAUGUUUUUUUCAGAGGAGUGGCAAUGCAUAUGUUUCUGUUGAAAUAAUUAUUAAAUUUAUGUUAGAGUAAUUAUUAAGUCUAAAAUAGGGAGUGGUGUGUUGGGAACUACUUCCAACUGUAUUUAUAAGUCUAGGGCACUCUAUGAGUUGUACCUAGGUAUUUAGGAUAGUCUUUUGAUCUUUCAUCUUCCAUUGUAUCAGUUUUUAUCAUUAUAAAUAGAAGGUUAUGAGAGGGAUCUAAUAAGACCCUCCAAUUGUGUAUUAUCCUUUUAUUUUCACAUGGUAUCAGAGCGACGAUUUGGGCCCAUGACUGCUUUGUGAUUGUAGGCACAUUUGGAUGUUUGUUUCUUCUAAUAUUGAGGUUGCAUUUGAUUGAACCAGUUUAAUGGUUAUGUUUGUUCUCUUUACUCUUCCGUUGGGGCCUUGAUGGAGUUGAAUGUAUGAAGUGAGUUUUCGGAUGGUUAUUGGUUAUGUUUCUAAUGCAAUUCUUGUGUGAUCUUUUUUAAGGCAAUUCCAUCAACCCUAUUUUUGUUCUGUGGCUUCGUAUGAUUCAGGUUUAUACUUGAUUGAAUAAGGAAACUGUUUUCUUUUCCAAGUCACUUGCAAUUAUAAUUGAUGAUAUGAUUAUUUGAAUAUGUUCUGUUCUUAUAAUUUUGGUCUCAAGAAGUUUGCCCAAAGUUUGAUUUGGUUAUGUGCAAGUGAAUGGCAGGUGCAGGAGGAUUUAACAAUGAGCCAUGGUUUAUAUUGGCAAUUGAAUUAUAUGACAUAUUGUCGGAUUCAUGUUCAUUUUUAUUCUGUGUUCACUUUGAUUUGAGAAAAGAAAACUGAAUGAAAAAGGGGAUAUGGAUUGAUACAUAGGGUGAUUAUAUUUGUUGUUUAAUAUGUUACAGGGGCUAUAUUUAGAUGCAAGCAAUUAGCUGUGGAGUUCCUGUUUUAAUUAUUGAUUGCAUAGAGUAAUAAUUGGAAUGUGCAGGAAAUGGGUUUUAGCGUUAAAUAUUAAUUAUGCUUUGGUUUUUUUAUUUAAAGUUCGCCUAUGAAAACUUACUAGCAUUCUAAAUCUAGCAUUUCUUUUCAUUUUUAAAUUCAUACUUAUACAUUUUAAAAGGUUGGAUACUUGUAUGAUCGUCCGAAUUGUUUGGUAUCCAAUCUUGGUAUUCAAAUAUUUUUAAAAGAUAAGUUUUUGGGAUGUUUAUAUGACCAUUUGUCAUCUAACACUUCCAUAAUAAAAGUCUAAGUAUUUGUACGGUCAUCCACAUCAUCAUUUGAUAUCCCCAAUGAAUGUUUUGGAUAUUUGUAUGGUCGUUUACAUCGUUUGGUAUCCAAUUUUGUUAUCCAAAUAUAUUUUAAAGAUAAGUUUUUGGGAUGUUUGUAUGGCUGUCUGUCAUCUAACAUCCUCAUAAUAAAAGUCUGAGUACUUGUAUGCUUGUCUGCAUCGUCCUCGUACUCGGUACCUUUUCUUCUAUUCAAAAUUCUAAAAAAUACAAAAUUUUCAAAAUUAAAAAAAUCAAUACUCAUUCAUUAAAGCCCGGUUCACAUUGGCCCUCUCUUUUGUUCAAGCCCAGCUCUCGCCGGCACAUUUUCACAAAAAGCUUUUUAAAAGAAACUACAUAACCCUGACUCUAUUAUGAAUAGAGAUACGUAAGAGUGAAAAAUUAUCCUUGUCGGGCCCACAAAAUUAAGAACUAUUUUUGUUUCUUUUCUAUAUUAUUUUCUUACUAUUUUUGAGGAAAAUUAAACAUCUUGAAAACCACAUCAUUUUUGUAUAUUUAAUUAGAGGUACUGCUUUCGAGUGGGCGAUGUAAGGUGCUAAUACCUUCCCUACAUCAUAACCAACUCCCGGACUACAAAUCCGGUUUUUGCAAACCACAUGUUUUAUUUUACGGUUUUUAAUAGUUUUCUAGAAUAAAUUAUGGUGGCAACUCCCAAUUUUUUAAAUGUAUUUCUUUUGAUUGGAGUUAGCCAUUUCCAGUCGCGAUUGAGGUUGCGACAUGUACCAUUGCAUUUCCUUUGGUAUGUGACAAAAAGCUAAUUAAAAUAACCUAACCACAUUCAGUGGCGUCUUUUAUUUACAAAUAUGUAGAGAGUACUGAUUAAUUUUGUGUGCACUGUACACUACUUAACACACUACUUAACGUGUGGUCUUUAGUGGAUGAACAAAAUGUGAAUAGUGAAGGUUAUAACCUAUGUAUAAAUUAAUUUGAAAUUAACAAGUUAAAAUAAUGUUAGAUCAGUAGAAAGAUAAACGAAUUCUGGCAGUUUGCUAGGUUCCAAUGAAGAAGGAGUUCUAUAGACAAAGAGAAACUUGGUUCACACAUAGCACAGACAAGAAUAGUUUUGAAAGAAAGAGUGAAAAACUAAAAUAAUUUAGUUUUAAGUGGUCAUUCCCAUCCUAGCCCUGUCCCAACCCACUUCACAUAGGACUUUGGGGGUUAGGGCUUUGAUAAAGUCCCCAACUGAGGGGGUCAAAAAAAUAGGGCUUAUUUUUAGAGGGGGACAGGGCACCAGCCCAUGGGUUAGGGGCUAAAAUGACAGCUCUAAUGUUCAGGAAUUUAACUUUUUCCCAUAACCAUAGAGUCAAAUUCGCAGAUGGGAAAUUGAAGUUUAUCUGAUAUUUGUUAAAAUUAACAGACGAUUUUUAAAAUCUUGCACACCACACCACUGAUGGAGAAAAAUGUGCACAUGGCCCUUGACUUUACACAAAGACGUUAGGAAUGCACUCUCAUUUCCAAUCCACAACCUUGAACUGCAAACAUAUGAACUUUGUUUGAGUGGGAAAACAAACAAAAAAUUACGUUUGAAUGUUGAAAGGGUUUGAUUAAGAGACAUGGGUGGGAACAAGAAAAGGAAGAGAAACAAAGAGCAACAAGGAAGCAAUGACAUUGUAUAUUCAGAAAGCCAACCGGACUUUGCUCUUUUGGCAACUCUCUACCCUUCUUUCCAGUCAUUCGUCCAACCCUCACCUCCUCACAUGCGCCUCACCAUCGAUUGGACCGACUUCAACGCCACACGUGAACUCACACGGGUCUUGCUCCAUCAUCGUCACAGUUUGACUUGGUUUGUGUGGAUUCCUGAUGGGCAACUCUGCCCCACUGUGCCCAACCGCAGCAAUUACAUUCACUGGCUUCAACAUCUUCUUUCAUCAGACGUCAUUCCUGGCACCAUUUCAAGUGAUGCCAUGGUCAGGGGAUUUGACAUAGGAACUGGAGCUAGUUGCAUUUACCCUCUUCUUGGUGCUUCUCUCCAUGGAUGGAGUUUUGUAGGAUCAGAUGUGACUGAUGUUGCAAUUGAGUGGGCAGAAAAAAAUGUUAGUAGCAAUGCACAUAUUUCUCAUCUGAUUGAAAUCAGAAAGGUUCAAGACAAUGGAAAUGCUCCCUGUGUGGAAGUUGAAGAGUCGGAGAACAAUGGCGAGAUAAUUUUGUGCAAGAAAACUGAUAUGGAGGUAGCUCCUCUGCCUCUUGAUUUGCAUGCCCGUGAGAAUGAGAGUUAUCAUGGACCUCCCAUACUUGUUGAUGUGGUCAAGGAUGAUGAGAAGUUUGAUUUCUGUAUGUGCAAUCCACCAUUUUUUGAAAGUUUGGAGGAAGCUGGACUCAAUCCCAAAACUUCUUGUGGUGGGACUUCUCAUGAAAUGGUCUGUCCUGGUGGUGAGAGGGCCUUCAUUACUCGUAUCAUUGAAGAUAGUACACAAUUGAAGCAACAUUUUCGGUGGUUCACUUCAAUGGUCGGUAAAAAAUCAAAUCUUAAGUACCUUGUAUCAAAACUUUGGGGGUUUGGUGUUUCCAUAGUGAAGACAACUGAAUUUGUUCAAGGCAGGACAUACCGGUGGGGGCUUGCUUGGUCUUUCUUGCCGCCUGUGCAGAAGUCAUCAAUUUCUUUAUCCACGAAGAACAAGACAUCCUUCACGCUUGAGGGUCUUCAACGCCAACAUGGUGCCAUUAAUGUGUUGGAAAGUGUUAAGUCUCACGUCUCUUCACAUGGCCUAUCCUGUUCAAUGAACACUUCUUCUUUCACAGUGGAUGUUGCAAUAUCAAAAGAUGAUUGUGAUUCAAUAUUGAGGAAUGAAUUAAAAUUUGUCAAUGAUUCCACUGAUUGUCAACCUAGAAGAAAGACAUCUAAUGAAUCGAGUUUAAAUUUUUCUCCCGAGAGAUUAUGCUUCCGUAUAUCAUUAUGUAUAUUAUCCUACAGGUUUUUCAGCAAAUCCCUGGGACACUGUUGGUGAAAGGUUCAUUACAAGACAAGGAUAGCCCGUUAUCAGGAGCAUUCUCUGUGAUUUUCCAAAAAUUAGAGGAAGCUUUGCGGAGUAAAUUUUGUACUAAAUCACUGUAGGUUUUUUAUUAUUUGAUGUAGUUUGGCAAAGUGAAUGUAUAUGAUAUGGGAUGUUGAGAUGUUCUUGAAUGCUACUUUGCGUACUAAUGAUUUAUACAAACUAAAUUGGUGAUGGUUUUGUUUUGUUCACCAAACCAACAGUUGAAAAUUGUUAACUAUUUUGUCACAA
Messenger RNA from Vigna unguiculata (cowpea), 5857 nucleotides. It is a transcript of the gene FIO1, whose product is annotated as methyltransferase. Gene Ontology annotation, biological process: rRNA base methylation. NCBI's taxonomy places the organism in Eukaryota, Viridiplantae, Streptophyta, Magnoliopsida, Fabales, Fabaceae. Gene Ontology annotation, molecular function: 23S rRNA (adenine(1618)-N(6))-methyltransferase activity. Gene Ontology annotation, cellular component: nucleus. The record is from RefSeq and is a predicted model, not a curated record.